Acanthaster planci (crown-of-thorns starfish) is the source of this 2204-nucleotide messenger RNA. RefSeq names its product nudix hydrolase 18 (gene nudt18). The record is from RefSeq and is a predicted model, not a curated record. Gene Ontology annotation, molecular function: 8-oxo-dGDP phosphatase activity; 8-oxo-GDP phosphatase activity. NCBI's taxonomy places the organism in Eukaryota, Metazoa, Echinodermata, Asteroidea, Valvatida, Acanthasteridae.
AUUUGGUAUCCUUUUGUGCAUUUCCUUUUAAUUAGGAGGAAGUAUCUUGCAGCUUGGUGUUUCCAUUUCCCAUGUAUCUUUUUUAUGCUGUACUUCAAACACGUGCUGUUGGUCACGCAUGGUCACAUACAUGUACAUGUAUGUACACGUAUGGAAAAUAUCUGGAAAUGAUGUGCUGUAUGACCAAUUCAUUCCAUUGGACUGCUGUACAGUACAAAAGGAGUUGUGUUUAAUAUGUGGUACAUGUACCGGUACAUCUGUGAUUGGCUGAAUUGAGAAGUGUUCCAGGUGCUGAUGAUUUACAGUACGUAUAGAGCACAACAUGUCUGAGAUUGAGCGUUGUCUUGCCAACCUGCUAGCAGGCUGUCCUCCUCCUGUGCCUGUUCCAAAAUAUGACUUUUUCUUCAAAGCUCCUGCUAAAACCCACCAGCGACCUCUAGUACUGAGAGACAACCUAUCCAUCAUAGUAGCUGCUGUGAUUUUUGACGACAAGUGCCGAGUGGUUUUAAUUCAGGAAGCCAAGGAAUCUUGUCGUGGUCGGUGGUAUCUACCAGCAGGACAUUCAGAGCCUAAUGAAACACUACAGGAAGCCAUACAGAGAGAGGUUCUAGAAGAAACUGGUCUUGAAUUCCAACCAUCAACAGUAGUGCGAGUAGAAAGCAAUCAUCUGUUUGGUUACUGGAUGAGAUUUACUUUCAUUGGAUAUAUUACCGGAGGAAGACUCAAAACUUUAGAGGAAGCAGAUAAAGAAUCAUUACAGGCAAAGUGGACAACCAUUGAGGACAUACAGGGCCAAGUGGACAUCAAAUUGAGAGCCCACGACGCUGUAUACUUGAUCCAAACCGCCUUGGCUUACUUACAGAGGGACCCUAUCAAGAGACACGCCAAUGUCUUACCUGUCCUCAACCCACAUAAGCACAUGUGCAUCAGGGUGAUUCUCAUCAAACGUUUGCAAGAUGAAGUGCAUGUUUUGCUGAGCAUGGAAGAUAAACCUCAUUUCCCUAUCAUCAAAGGGACAUCUAUUGCAGAGGAGGCACUUCGAACAUUGGAUAAGGAGACUUUCAGCGCUAGCAAUGGCUACUUUUUGCGUGGACUGUUGUGUAUUGAACACCUUGGCCGGCCACAUGGCUCAGCAGAUGGUGUGUGUCUCAACCUACUUGCUGUGACUGACUUUCAGAGGGACCUCAAAAACCCCAACUUCAUGUGGCAUCAUAUCACUAACCCUGAAAUUCAAACUACACUUUACAAUAGAAUACAAGAGUAUCGCUGUUUGAACUGUCCUUAAAAAAGCCACCAACAGAUAUCAGUCUAACUAGAUACAGAUAACCAUCAGGAUUAUUUUUUCAUAAUCAUUUGAAAAUAAAAGUUUACGGAGAAACAGCAAUUUGUCACAUGGAAUAAAUCUUGAUAUGUACGUUUAUAUAAAUGGGGCAAUAUUUUAAGUUUUAGUGUAAAAAUUGAUGUGGCUUAGGAGCCUUGAAAUAUUAAUCUGACUCAGAUUCUACUGUUUUGUACUUUUUGUGCCAGUUGUAUCAUAGCAUGCUGAAAUAAGACUUUUCACAAUGGCAACAUGUAUGUACAUAUGUUUGGUAAUGUAGAUAGCAUUGAACACUGUGGCACCCAUAGCUUUUUUAUACCUUCUCUGGGUGAAAGAUUUAUGUCCCAAGUAGUUAGUAGUUGUUAGGUGGCAUAUAGUACCCAAGAUGUGAAGUAACAGUGAAGUUUUUUGUUUCAUUACAAGUCAUAGUUGCAAGAGUGCUGUAUCACACCUAUUUCACAUUUUGGUAGUGUUUGGAAGAUGUUUGACAGUAACAUCAUCUUUUGAAUAGGCCUCAUAAUCUCUGCAUCAUUUACCACAUGAUCACUGCUGGGAAAAACAACUACUGAGUAGUCAUAAGAAAUAUAUGGAAUAUUUUUCUGCACACAUAACAGACUGGUAUACAAGUAAAUGUAUAAUUUCCUCAACCAAAUAUUGAAGUAAGCAAUAUUGUUUUCGAGUGAUUGUCUUUGUAUAAGAGCCAUGGUCCUGCAAAACAUGCAAUUAAGGUAAAUAUUAACUACUUGCUGCUGAGGUUUCCGGAACCGGACUCCUUAAGUUUAUAUGCAUACCACCGGGGACACAAGUGCUCCAGCAAUGAGCGAUACAAUACUGCUGCAUGCUAAUCUGGUCCCUGUUGAACAGAGCCAGCAGCAGCAGCAGCGCA